Carassius auratus (goldfish) is the source of this 2567-nucleotide messenger RNA. Its product is annotated as forkhead box protein K2-like. The transcript has 9 exons. Lineage: Eukaryota; Metazoa; Chordata; Actinopteri; Cypriniformes; Cyprinidae. Gene Ontology annotation, biological process: regulation of transcription by RNA polymerase II. Bases 365 to 2320 code for a protein of 651 amino acids. Gene Ontology annotation, molecular function: protein binding; DNA-binding transcription factor activity, RNA polymerase II-specific; RNA polymerase II cis-regulatory region sequence-specific DNA binding. The record is from RefSeq and is a predicted model, not a curated record.
GUCCUAAUGAAUGUUGUUCAGUUGCUUUGUCGCACUGUAUUUUGUUUAAAGCGCUAUAUAAAUAAAGGUGACUUGACUUGACUAAAAGAAUGCGUUACGAACAGCUUUGGUUCCCAAAAGCGUGAUUACACACACGAUUACUGCCAAGGCAACCGAAGUCCAGUGGAAGAAGAGUGGAUCCUCAUAUCGCCGUGAAUUCUGCUCCUCUUUAAAAGCACAGCCGUAGUGUGCUAUUUUGUGCCCAUGGUGCGAUCAAACGACAGCAUCUCUGUGUAAACGCUGUAGCUUCGCCGGUCCUUCUCUUGUAACACAUCAAUUACAUGCGUGUCAGACCACACACGGUGCAACCAACCCCCAGCACUCCAUGCUUGUUCACCUGACUGCUGAUUGGCGGAGUCCGUUUUUCUUUUCCCGAGUCGCAGAGCCAUUGGAUGCUGGCGCUGUCAAUCAGCUCGGCCCCGCCCCCAGCGUUUGUUUGGUAGAGUUGACCGUGUGCUCGUUCUCUGUGUCGCGGCUGUGGGCUGGAGCCGCUGUCCUCGGACUGGCACGUCACUUCGUGUUUAUUUCUCAUCCUUUGAUUCGAUCCCCCACUAAAUUGUACAAGCAGGCCACCCGACCGAGGAUCUGCCGUCUGCUCAUUCAAUCUCACAGUCUCCAGUCCCCGUCCAGAGCAGUGAUAAAGAUGGCGGUGAGCGGGAUGUCAGGGUCGGUCGUCGCGCGGCUCGAGGGCCGAGAGUUCGAGUAUCUGAUGAAGAAGCGCUCGGUCACCGUCGGACGGAAUUCCUCACAAGGCUCCGUGGACGUGAGCAUGGGCCAUUCAAGCUUCAUUUCACGGAGACACCUGGAGAUUUUCUCCGCCGGCGAGGACGGAACGGGAAGCGGAGAUUUCUACCUUCGAUGCCUCGGCAAAAACGGGGUGUUCGUGGACGGCGUGUUUCAGAGACGCGGGGCUCCUCCUCUGCAGCUGCCGCGCGCGUGCACUUUACGCUUUCCCAGCACCACUAUCAAAAUCACGUUCACAGCCUUGUAUAGUGAGAGGAGCGAGCGCAGGAGCGCGCCGGAGACUCCGGUGAAAGCCCAGAUCUCUCCGCUGACCAUCAGCAUCCCAGACAACAUCUCGCACCUGAUGAGCCCGCUGCCGUCCCCCACAGGUACCAUCAGCGCUGCUAACUCCUGUCCGUCGAGUCCCCGAGGAGCAGGACUGUCCAGCUAUAGGAUCGGCCGUGGACUCCCAGGUGAUCUCAAUGAAAACUCCCAAUCUGAAAAUGACAAGGAAGCGUCUGGAGGAGACAGUCCAAAAGAUGACUCCAAGCCUCCGUACUCGUAUGCUCAGCUUAUUGUUCAGGCCAUCACAAUGGCACCCGACAAGCAGCUAACACUGAAUGGAAUAUAUACCCACAUCACGAAGAACUAUCCGUAUUACAGGAGCGCAGACAAGGGCUGGCAAAACUCGAUUCGUCACAAUCUGUCCUUAAACCGCUAUUUUCUCAAAGUGGCUCGAUCUCAAGAGGAGCCGGGCAAAGGCUCUUUCUGGAGGAUAGACCCCUCGUCUGAAGCGAAGCUCAUGGAACAAGCGUUUCGUAAGCGCAGGCCUCGCGGCGUGCCGUGCUUCAGGACCCCCCUCGGACCGCUCUCAUCCAGGAGCGCUCCAGCCUCUCCGAACCACACCGGAGCGCUGUCGGCUCACUCCAGCGGCGUUCAGACUCCAGACAGUUUAUCAAGAGAAGGAUCACCUGUUCCUGUGGAUCCGGAGCCUGCUCCUGCCGUUCAGCCCAAACUGACCGUCAUUCAGAAGACCGCUGGUUCACCUCUCAACACCCAACCGGUUCUCAUCACAGUUCAGCGGCAGCUCGCACAGACCAUCAAACCUGUGACCUACGCCGUGACCUCUCCGCUGUCCACUCACACGUCCCAGCAGCCCGUGCUUCAGACGCUGCAUGUGAUCCCUGCAGUGACCGCUCUGACCGCAGCCGCACACGGGACAGAGCCAGCGCUCGCUCCGUCCAGCUUCACUAGAGCAGAGCCACAGGGGAACGGAGAGCACCAGGAGCUCCGAGUGAAAGUGGAGCCGGUUCCUGCGGUCAGCACCAGCUCUCCAGUUCUUCAGACGUCUCCUGUGGGUCAGCACCAGCUGCCCGUGAAGCCCAUCGCUCAGAACGGGACGCAUGGGGUCACAGCGAGUCCUCUGCACAUCCUGGCCUCGGCGUGUCUCCCGACCAAACGACAGAACGGAGACCCAGCGGAGCACAACACCAAAAGAGCCAAGACUGAAGAUGUCCCCAUCACAGCGGAGAGAGACCAGCAGAACACCACUGACUAGGGUCACGACCUUUGACCUCAACCCAUUUAUUGUUCCUCCCCGUCACCUGUUCACGAGACCUAGGUCCAAAACAGUGAUUGGAACCAGGGCAAUGGUGAGAGAAACACGAGGUGGAGGAAGAAAGAGAGAGAAGGACUGUUACAUGAAUAUAAUCUACUGGAGUCAUGAGUGAGAGUAACACAGUGGAGGAGGAGGUCACCGUGAGCUCAGAGACAGACGACUGGCCAGUGACCAGCAGUGUGAAUGU